Messenger RNA from Mesorhabditis belari, 1146 nucleotides. NCBI's taxonomy places the organism in Eukaryota, Metazoa, Nematoda, Chromadorea, Rhabditida, Rhabditidae. The record is from the annotation of a GenBank genome assembly.
AUGCAAUGGAAGACGAUAUCACUUCUCGUGUGUCUUUAUGGAGUGAUCAAGGAAUUCCGUCCGGCCACCCCGUUUCUAACUCCGUUUCUCGUUUCUGACGCAAAAAAUCUCAGCAUUGAGACAGUUUACAGUGACAUUUAUCCAUUCUGGACGUAUUCGUAUUUGAUUUGCCUGAUUCCAAUCCUGGCUCUCACUGAUCUUCUCCGCUACAAACCGCUUGUGAUCGUUGAAGCGAUCGGUCUCUGUCUCACGUGGGCGCUUCUCGUUUGGGCUCAAGGCGUUCAACUCAUGCAAUUGAUGCAAAUCGUCUUUGAGAAGACACACGCACACAACAUCCAUUUGAAGUUUGGCAUCAGCUGCCGAGAGAUCGCUUUCUCUUCAUAUCUCUUUGCUGUCGUUGAUGUAAAACAAUAUCGCCGAGUCACCUCGUGGACGAAAACCUCAGUGCUUAUCGGGAAACUUUUCGCUUUUGCUUUGGCACAAUUUCUGGUUUCUUGGCUCGAUGCACCGUAUUUGUUGCUUAAUCAGAUCACUUUCAGAUCACUUCAGAUCACUUUCAUCGCCACAAUCAUUGCUCUUUUCGUUGCUUUAACUCUUCCGACUGUGCCGAAAAGUCGACCGGAUAUUUAUAACUACAUUCAACCGCUCUGGAUUGAGAUCGAUUCGGUUUCGAAAGCUGAGAAUGGGUUAAUUGAGUUCAUCAACACGGCUUUAGGAGCUGUAAUCUCUUUCGGCGUGCAAUUUGUGAAGCUCGACGGCUCAUCCCGUCUCGGUGAUUUCUUUCUCUUCAGUUCCGCCUCAAUUCUUGGAGUUGUAACAAUUGUGCUGAGCUUAACGUCUUCUUUAUGGAUUGCUUACGGGAUGUAUGUAAUGGCUGUCUUUAUUUACCACGCGCUUAGCCCAAUUUCCAGUACAAUAAUCGCUAGCCAACUUGAGAAAAGCGCUUAUAGCUUCGUUUUUGGAGCGAACUCGCUUUUUGCCUUAAUCAUUCAAACUGUGAUCACUUUCACCGUUGUUGACAAAAACUAUUUCGAGCUUAAAUGCACAACAGUUCCUCAUUUAUGCAUCAAUCUUUUUCUUGACGAGUCUGAUCCCGAUGAUUUGCUCAAUUUUGAAGCCAGUUCAAUUGAUUCACGAGUGUCCAAC